AUGCAUUCCAAGCUUUUCUCAGCCGUGUUGGCUGUUGGCUCUGCCAGCGUGGUCUCUGCUGUCACCACCUGCACCAAGGACAUCAAGGUUACCCAGCCCACUCCCGUCAUUGCUUGCGAUGUUGUCGAUGCUAGCAUCACCAUUGACGCGUCUGUGGCCGGCGGCCUGAGCCUCGAGGGACCCAAGGCGAUCACAGGUGAUCUCAUCAUCAAGAACGCCACCCAGCUCAUCUCCAUCUCCAGCUCUACCAUCCAGUCCAUUGAGGGCAACUUCGAGCUUCAGAGUCUCGAGCUCCUGAGCUCUGUUAACAUGCAGGCGCUCAAGACCUUGAACAAGCUGAACAUGGUCAAGCUCCCCCAGCUGAGCACCUUGACUUUUGGCACUUCUGGUGUCACCAAGGCCUCCGACAUUGUCAUUUCCGAUACUUUCCUCAAUGAUUUGAGCGGUCUCAACAUCAACAGUGUUGACAGCCUUACCAUCACCAACAACAACAAGCUGACUGCCUUCAACUCCGAUCUCGUCAACAUCACCAGUCUUCUCAGUGUUACUAGCAACGGAAACAACAUGGAAAUCAACAUGACCAAGCUUACCUCUGCUGCGGAGAUCCAGCUCUCCAACGUCAAGAGCUUCGUGGUUCCUCGCCUCAAGACCAUUACUCAGUCUCUCAAAUUCGACACCAACCCCGAACUCACCACCUUCUCUGCUAAGAACGUUACCAGCAUCACCGACAGUGUCACUUUCAUCAACAACAACAAGCUUACCAACGUCUCUUUCCCCCUGUUGACUUCUAUCGGUGAUAUGACCAUUCAGAACAACACCAAGCUGCUUGCAGUUGAGGGUUUCCCCAAGCUGUCAAAGGUCGCUGGUGGUAUCAUCCUCCGUGGUAACUUCGAAACUGUUGAGCUUCCUUCUCUCUCUGACGUCGAGGGUGGCUGCACUGUCUUCUCCACUACCGAUAUCUCUGCUUUCUGCGGAUUCUUUGACAAUGCUCACUCUAAGAAGAUCAUCAAGGGUACCGAAUCCUGCAAGAGCAACGUUAAGGCCGCCAACGAGGGAGGUAGCGACGGUGACUCCAACACUUCCAGCGGCGGCAAGGGCAGCAGUGGUAACGGCACUGACAACGCUGUCGCCGCUCUUAGCGUCAACAACGUCCUCUUGGGUGUGUCAGUCGUUGCUGGCAUGGCUCAGCUGUGGUAA
Trichoderma asperellum CBS 433.97 is the source of this 1197-nucleotide messenger RNA. RefSeq lists its product as uncharacterized. NCBI's taxonomy places the organism in Eukaryota, Fungi, Ascomycota, Sordariomycetes, Hypocreales, Hypocreaceae. Gene Ontology annotation, biological process: fungal-type cell wall organization. Gene Ontology annotation, cellular component: plasma membrane; fungal-type cell wall. The record is from RefSeq and is a predicted model, not a curated record.